This is a messenger RNA of Thecamonas trahens ATCC 50062, 2241 nucleotides long. RefSeq lists its product as uncharacterized. The transcript has 2 exons. Bases 1 to 2241 code for a protein of 746 amino acids. The record is from RefSeq and is a predicted model, not a curated record. NCBI's taxonomy places the organism in Eukaryota, Apusomonadida, Apusomonadidae.
AUGGCCGGAUACGGCACCGCAGGCAUGGGUGUGCUGUAUGACCCGUUGUGUGCCGCCGUAGCAAGGGGGCCUCGUGCUCGCUCGCCUCGCCCGACACACGCGCCAGACUCGCCGCCUGUUACGGUGGCUGGGCCGUUCAAGCACAUGUUGCCGGAUGCUGGCCCUGCUGGUAGCAGAAGCGCGGGUGGGAGCAAAAGCGCCGCAGCUGUGCGUGACUCGACGUCGUCCAGCAGAUCCCAGGUCUCGGGCAAGGGCAAAGUCAGAUUGGCGUCGAAGAAGAAACCAAAGCCAGACAAGGGCAAGAGCCCGUUGUCGCAUCGCGGGUCGGAGAAGAGCAGACGUGACGCGACGAGGCCGCGUUGGUCGUUUAAUGUGGCCCGGGCGCUGGUGGCGUGUACCACGCCGCAGCUGGAGCCUGUGCGGGCGCACGCGCUCCUUGCCGAAGCCGUGCCGCUUCUUUCGGUCCCGAUGUUUGUGUACUCGUCGGCCGAGGCCGCACGCAACGGGCGCAAGUCGCUGCUCGCGCUGUGGGAGUGGUUGCUGACGCCGGCAGGCGAGGCCGUGGCCACAAAGUCUGCCGCGCGGUCCGAAUCCAUUGGCGAGAACACUCGGUUCACGGCGCUUGCGAGUCUUAUGCACCGCGGCGAGUGGUCGCUCAAAACGCUGCAGUUCUCCAAGACGCUGCGGCCCAUGGCGUCCAAGAUCGACAUCGCCCUGGCGGUUCGCUACCGCGACGCACUCGUCGCCACGCUUCGCGUGGCGCUCGACGCGCUGGCAGGCACCUUUGGCACACGGCUGUCGUCGGCCAAGGCCACAUUCUGCGCACGAGUCCUUGCUGUCGCCUAUUUUUCCGUGCCCGGUGUGUGUGGCCACAUUGUGCUCGCCACCGACCCGCCACUGACAGACGCCGGGUCGCCCGAGACGGGCGCAUGCAACGCCAACGACGCCAGCGACUCCGAACGCUCGCCGUCGACGCCGCGGUGGGCCGGUGGUGCCGGCGACGACGAGGUCGUCGAAGACGCCGGCGAGGACCAUGACAAGGCAAGGUCUCGCAUCGAGCGCGAGACAAAAGCCCGCGAGGCCACCCACGCCGAGCUCGCCGACCUCUGUGUCUCGGACAAGAUGCUUUCGGCUCAGCUCGGCAUCGAGCUGCCGCCAGACCUUGUGGUCUAUCCGUACCUCUUUCGCGGCCUCCCGCAGUCGGCCUCGUCCGAGUUUGAGGUCGAUCCGGAUGCCCGCUGGCUCUCUGUCCUUGCCAAGCGGUGCAAGAUGUUCAUGCUCUUCAUUCGCGAGCUUGUGCUCCACGUCCGACGCGUGUUUCGGCUCUCCAGCGGCGGCGCGCAGUCUGUCGUACCGUGGAUGCUUGUGCCUGGUUUCCAGGCUCUCGUUGAGGCGCUCUGCUUUGAGGUCCGUGUCCGCAACGCAGCAAGCGGGCAUGACUCGGCGUUUAUCGAGGCCACGCAGUUUGUGCUCCUCAAUCCAUACCUGAUCUCGGUCCUUGUCCGCGACCUGCUCUCGAACAUCUCGCUGCACGACGUGGAGCAAGUCGGUGCCGGCCUCGAUCGGGUUGCGCGAUGGCUCGCCUUUGCUGGCCGGGUCCACUCGCGCGCCACGCUGUACAACACUUUUGAUCCCUCGUUCCUCAUCCAAGUUCUCGACCUGCUCCUGGGCGUCGAACGCUACUCACUCACCGCCAAGGCGCUCGCGUUCAUCUCGGACCACGAGACCGUGUUCCAGGGCGAGGCCCGCAUUGCACUCAUGGGCAACAUCCUCCUCCGCAAGUACUUCUUCCAUCUCUUUCUACACUGGUCGACUGCCGUCCGCAAGCUCUUCCACGCCGUUGUCAUCUACCACGUGGUUCCUAUCGAUGCCGCCGACGCCGUCGCGGCGUCGGUCCAUAUCUCCGACAAUGCCCCGCACUGGGAAGUGUAUCUCUCGUGCGAGACCAAUGUCGAGGGUCCCGAGCAGGCCGUAGACCUUGUUCUUGCCUCCAAACUCCACGGCUAUCUCACCAUGCUCCGCGACGCCGCCGUCCCGCCGCACCUCGCUGUGUACCUGCCCAAGGCGCUCGGCGAGUUUGACGAGGCCUUUAUGGCCUACCUGGAUUGGCGAUCGAUGUCACGCAAGGUUGCACCCGACGAACCCGGCCGCGCUCCGCCGGCCAUCUCCUUUGAUCUCACAGUCCAUCUGCCCAGGGACGGCUAUCAUGCCGCACUCGGCGCCGCAGCUCAAGAUGGAUAA